Molecule: messenger RNA, 2371 nt
Organism: Varanus komodoensis (Komodo dragon)
Lineage: Eukaryota; Metazoa; Chordata; Lepidosauria; Squamata; Varanidae
Gene: CCDC91
Product: coiled-coil domain containing 91
Biological process (GO): Golgi to lysosome transport
Cellular component (GO): trans-Golgi network
Source: RefSeq, a predicted model, not a curated record
GGCAUUUAACCUGCCCUCGCGAUCCUGGGCUCUGUAGCGCCCCAUAAGUCCAAUAGGUUCAGGCAAGGGGAUGGUCGAGCUCUAAGUGCGGGGCAUGCGUAGAAACGGCGAGGGAGGGAGGCCUGGCACUGGAUCGAGACGCGGGUUAAGGUAUUACCUGGAAAAUGGAUGACGAUGACUUUGGAGGAUUUGAGGCAGCAGAAACCUUUGAGGAUGGAAAUGUUUCUGCUGAGUUACUCCAAGAGCAGUCUACUACUUCUACAAGUGAUAAUAUACUGACAGAAGAUCAACUCACAUCUACUCCUUUAAAUUUAGCAUAUCUGAAAGAGCAGGUUCCAUUAACAAUUGAUCCUUUAGAAGUACCAGUUUCAUCUUCAAAUCUAACCAAAGGUUUAGAAGCAACAGUUGAUGAUAGUGAUGAUGAAAAACUGGGCUUAAGUGAAUCGAAGGAAGAUCUUCAACAAACACUUUCAAGUCUAGAAUUUAAACUUAAAGCAGCUGAUGAAGAAAAAUGUAGAAUAAAAAAGGAGUUGGAAGGUCUGAUGGAAAAACACAGGAUUCUGGAAACAGAUUUCCUGAAGGACAAGGAAGCUACAUUGAUUUCACACCAGGACCAAUACAAUAAGCUCAUGGAUAAGCAUAAACUUGAGUUGGAAGACUUGAGAAGAGCUGGUCAUGAUGCCUUGGCUAUUAUUGUAGAAGAAUUCAAGGCUUUACUGCAGACUGUAGUUCAGCAACGUGAGGAAGUUAUUGAAAAACAGUAUAUAUCAGCAAUUGAAAAGCAGGCACGUAAGUGUGAAGAAAUGCUUGUUGCACAGCAUCAGAGACUGCUUGAUAUGUUGGAUAAAGAACACAAAGCAUUGGAGGAAAAAACAGAAGAAUCCUUGUUGCAGCAAUCACAAGAAUUUAAGGAAAUACUGGAAAAAUGCAUGGCGCAUGAAAGGGAAAGCAAUAAGCAGGUCUUGGCAGCUGCUGCAAAGAUUGAAAAACAAGACAUGCAGGCUGCUAUUAAAACAGCAAUAAAAGCAGAAAGAGAAAAUAUGAAAAAAAUUCAGGAGAAGGAAGUAUGGCAAGCAGAGCAAAAUAAAGAACAUGAAAAGAUUGCUCAAGCGAUUGAAGAUGCAAUUCAAGAGCAAAGACAAAAUAGUCAGUUAAUUGUAAAAGCUGCAAUCAAAGAAGAACAACAGAAAAGUGAGAAAGCAAUAGCAGAAGCUGUGAAGCAAACAAGAGAAGAAUUACUAGAAUAUAUAAGUGAACAGAAAAGACUUGAUCAAGUUAUCCGCCAACGUAGUCUAUCCAGUCUGGAACUUUUCCUGUCUUGCGCACAGAAACAGCUGAGCUCUUUAUUACAUGAAGAACCUACAACAAAAGAUGCAGAACAGAAGAAACUGCCCCUUUAAGCUGGCAGUAUUUAACAAGCUUUUAAUCUGGAUGCUGAAGAUAAUUCAAGACAAUGGGAAUUGUUAUUGAUUCAGAAUCAGUCAACUGGCUUUAAUUUAUUUAUUUUUAAUAUGCUCUUAUCACCUAUAAAAUUAAUUGUCAUGUAAAAUCUCAGCAAAUGAAAUAUUCAAAGAUAAUGAAAUUUACAAAUGACAAAUUAUUUCCACAGGAAUGACUGGUAUAUGCAGUAAUUGGCAACUCACAACUAUACAAUAUUAGUAUCAAAUUCCUUGAGAGGAAAUUCCACUUAUAAUCAUAACCAUAUUAUCACAGCGUGGUAUGUAGACACUUUUUACAUCAAACCAAUUUCAUGUCUUCUCUUAUUGUAAUUAGAUCUUCAGGUACACUAAAUUAUAAGAACUAUGAUAUCUGGUUCCUUAAUAAUUGUUAGGAUCCAAAGAGCUUUUUAUCUAUUCUCUUUUCCCAAGGGCUUUGCCACACACCGUGUUUUGUUUUGUUUCUUACAAGAAAGUCUCAUUAGCUUGAGAAGCAGCUUGUCAUAAGAGACAAGGCCCUAUUGUUUGAGAAAAUCUAGUUUGCAAAACUUCUCUGUAGGUAUGAAACUAGUACUGCACUUCUUUGGAUCCCAAUGAUCCCAGUAAGAAACAUUGUGUAUCUUUCUUUGGAUAUCUUGCUCAAUGUGGUUUGCCCCUUAGUAUAUGUAUUUAAGAUUGCAGUCUUAGUUCAGGCUAUAAAAGUAGAAAUUUUGACAAAGCAGUCUGACAUUAAAAGGUCCCACGUCCAAACACUUGUGCCAGCAAAUAACACAGAAUUAGUCCUUAGUUGAAAUUAAAGUCAAAUAAUUGAAAAUUAUUUGAGAUUUUCAUAGCUUUGUCUCACAUGUGUAAUUGUUCUGGCUUUCUGACAUAUUGCAGAACUAAUGAUAAGGUAAUUAUAAAUAGAUUUUUAAUACUCCUUUGCAUUUAGCAAU